Messenger RNA from Gymnogyps californianus (California condor), 902 nucleotides. It is a transcript of the gene TMEM138, whose product is annotated as transmembrane protein 138. Lineage: Eukaryota; Metazoa; Chordata; Aves; Accipitriformes; Cathartidae. The transcript is spliced from 4 exons. Gene Ontology annotation, cellular component: cilium. The record is from RefSeq and is a predicted model, not a curated record. Bases 109 to 597 code for a protein of 162 amino acids.
GUCCCGGCUGCAGGGAGAGGCGAGGCUGAGCCCCUCGGCUCCGCACCAUGAGCUGGCUUUGCCGCUGGGGAUGCCGGGGCUGAGGGCUCCGACCUCCGGGAAAGGAAGAUGCUCCAGACCAGCAACUACAGCCUGGUGCUGUUCCUGCAGUUCCUCCUGCUUUUCUACGACCUCUUUGUCAACUCCUUCUCGGAGCUGCUCCGCACGGCCCCCGCCGUCCAGCUCGUCCUCUUCAUCAUCCAGGACAUCGCUAUUCUCUUCAACGUCAUCAUCAUCUUCCUCAUGUUCUUCAACACCUUCGUUUUCCAGGCCGGGCUGGUCAACCUCCUCUUCCACAAGUUCAAGGGGACCAUCCUGCUGUCGGCGGCCUACCUGGCGCUCAGCAUCUCCUUCCACGUCUGGGUUAUGAACCUGCGCUGGCGGGACUCCAGCCGCUUCGUGUGGACCGAAGGCCUGCAGACCCUUUUUGUUUUCCAGCGCCUGGCGGCCGUGCUCUACUGUUACUUCUACAAGAGGACGGCGGUGCACCUGGGUGACCCCCUCUUCUACCAGGACUCGCUCUGGCUGCGCAAGGAGUUUGCGCAGUUCCGCGGCUGAUGGCUCCCCUCGGGCUCUGGGCGACCCACCGUCUCUCCCCUCGGCUCCCCGGCAGCCCCCGCCAUCUCUCUGUACCUCACGGGCCCCGUUGGGGACGGCUCCGGCACAGCCGCCUUCCUCUUCUUCCUCCCGGGGACCAGCCUUUCCGCCGACGCUGGUGCAACUCGUGCGGAUGCCGGGAGUCGGUGGGAGGCUGGCGGUGCGUCCCGGCUGCGCGGCGGGAAGGUCCGUCCUGGCGCCACAGCCCCUGUUGGGACUUGAGUGUUUUUGUAAAGAGUAAAGAAAUAAAUUGGCUGCGUUUUCCA